Mesorhabditis belari is the source of this 834-nucleotide messenger RNA. The record is from the annotation of a GenBank genome assembly. Lineage: Eukaryota; Metazoa; Nematoda; Chromadorea; Rhabditida; Rhabditidae.
AUGGACGAGACCGAAUGUACUCAAAUGGGAGAUCUUUUCACCAGCUACGCCCCAUUUCAUAUUGUUCUCCUCGUGCAAGUGAUCCUGUGUCUCACCGGUGGUCUCCUCUGUAUUCCGGUGAUCUCUAAGGGCUAUCACCUGUACUCGUAUCUCUUCAAAACGGGUUGUCAAGUCCUCGUGUCGAAUUUAUUUUGCGACAUUGCCCGAGGUCCGUCUACGAUGUCCAUCAUCAUCGUCUCGGCUCUUCAUUUAUUUCUUUGUGUCGAGCGGAUUGCUGCUCGAUGCUAUGGAAUCGAAUACGACAAAAAACGAGCGAGACUCGGUCCAUUGUUGAUUGGGAUUUCAACCAUGUACACCUUUCUCGUCUAUGGUUGGAUAUUAUCACCUGAGAACUUUUCCUAUCAGGUCCCAUUCUGCACACCCGGCAAUAAGUAUACGGGCGAUCGAUCAAGCUUUGUCUUCAAAUUCUCCCCGAUUCUCGAUGUGGCCAGCCUGGUGUUUAGGCCUUUUGAUUUGAAUGUGAAUUUUUCACUAUCAGAAAACAACAGUGCUUGCUUAAUGCUAUGGCCAUUUUCAGUUUUACAUUUGAUCGCUCAAAUUCCCUUUCUUCUUAUGGCGGCCUAUUUGUCGUCGCUCAUCCCUAGCGAUUCGUUGAUGCUGAAGCGGAUGGUUCUACAGAUUUGCUAUAUCUAUCCACUUUAUAUCAUAACUGGCUGCCUCGUUCUCUUGUACAUCAUGAGAAAGAUUCGGGAGCAACGAAGAAAUAAAAUUCGCAAUAUUCUGCGAGAUGGAAAUGAUGAGCGACUGAUUCACGAAAUUUACUCAAAAGGUUGG